Neolamprologus brichardi is the source of this 2103-nucleotide messenger RNA. RefSeq names its product actinodin2 (gene and2). Lineage: Eukaryota; Metazoa; Chordata; Actinopteri; Cichliformes; Cichlidae. The record is from RefSeq and is a predicted model, not a curated record.
UGUGUGUCCGGCCCAUACAGAGAGCAAAGAGGUAGAAGGUUUAGACAGCUCAGAUAACCAGUGUGCAGAGAGCCCCCUCCCCUUUCCCAAGACAGCUGCUGGAACAAGAGGCCACAACUUCAACACCUUUUGCAGGAAGCACAAAGAAACAACAGAAAAUGGCACGUGUUGGGCGACCGUCGCUUUCCCUGAUGCGCACAGGAUUCCUGUUAGCAGCUGUUUUAUUACCAGAUUUUCUGGGGGCCGUUCCAGUGGAGCAGCACAAGCAGGAGGAAGUGGCCGCUGUGUCUGAUGAUGUGAAAGCCGAGGCAAUGACCAGCCUAAAAAAGCUGGUUCGUGACAGAAGGAACGUCCCCGUCGUGGCUGUGCCCCAGUUCAACCGCGUGCCUGACUUCUGGGGAUGGUACAAAUACUUCAUGGACAGCCACAACCAGGAGGGAGUUGAGGACCUGGAUCGUCUGUAUGUGGCCUACCUGCAGAACAAGCACAGGUCAGAGGAGGGGCCGACUUUUAACCACUACCUCAACCACCUCAGCGAAAUCUACAAGACCUGUGCCGAGUCUGAAGAUCCGGAGUGCAUCGCCGAGUUAACUAGCAAACCAAAGGCGGCCGUGGCGAUGCCUGCCCCCAUCAAGUCUGCUGAUGUCAGGCUAUGCAACCCCUAUACUGACCCCUACUGCAUGUUCCCUGUUACCAGCAAAUCUGCAGCCCCUGAGCCACCUUCAGCUCCAGCCAAAGUGCCAGCGCCUAUCUAUACCCCGGUGCCAAUGAAGAGCCAAACUGGUUUCUACUACUACGCUUCUGUCCUGGAGCCCUUCCUGGGUGCUGAGCAGAGUGCUGAAUUGCUCAGAAUCUGCCAACCUGAAGAUGUAGAGUGUCUGCAGUAUCACCUGAGAGCAGCCUAUGGGUACCGUCCAGCCCAAGGUCCAGCUCCAUCUUAUGCUGCCCUCAAAUGCAACCCAAAGGAUCCCUACUGCAUGGCUUCCCUGGUCCAGAAAUCUCCUACUGGCUUCUACCACUUGAUGCAACCCGCUCCUCUGGCUGCUAAAGAGCAACACUGCAACCCCCUGUUUGAUGCAAGCUGCAACCCCCUGACUGCUACCAGGCUGGCCAGCCUGACCAAGCCUGUGGUGGAGUAUGCCCCCAUAAAUCAGCCUGCACAUCCUGCUGCUCCUCUGUCCUGCGACCCUCGCUACGACCCAUACUGCAUACUGGCAGCUGCUGCCGCUCUGCGCAAGCCGCCUCCACAGCUACCAGAGCACCAGGUACGCUACAAACUUGGUGUCCGUGGCAAGACCAAGGAGGGCUACGACUGCUAUGUGCAUUAUGACAGAGACUGCAUCCCAGUCGAGAGUAGUCGUGAGGCUAAGGCUGACGUCAUGGCUCCAGCCAAGCUCUUCUGCCAUCCAUUUGACCCCAACUGUCACAAGUUUGCUCCACCCUCUGGUGCCAAGGCCAUGAAAUCAAGUGAGGAUGGCAUAAUCCUGCCUGAUCCAGACUGCGAUCCUGAAUACGACUACAACUGCCGCCUGCGUCGUGCUAAGCCCGCCGCCGCAGCCGCCGCUGCAGAUGAGCCGGCCAAGGAGGCUGCUGGUCCACAGCUUGCUGUUCCACGCUUCGAAGAUUUCCUCAGGGGCGUCAUGAACCAGUACAAAUAGAUUUUAAAAUAAAUCAGUCUCAGAACCAACACCUGCCAGGCAAUGCAGCUCACUCUGCAGUCUCUAAUUUUCCUCGACCACAACCUUCGACAGAAACCUGAAGGCCUCACAAAGCUUCAGAUCAAUCAUAAAACAAUGCAGCUUUUAAAUAAUCCAUCUCACUCUCUCAAACAAGGUGAAGGCUUCCUAGUUUUAGUCUGGUCUUAUAAAGUAGGAACAAGAAAAGAGUGCCAUGCCACGUAUAGCAUCGUGUGUUAUGUUUGUAUGUUUGCCGAAAAGGUGUUUGUAUAGAUGUGUGGUAGAGUUAGGUUACUUUGAAUUUAAAUUAGUGGGCAGGAUUUUCUCUCUGUUGUACAUUCCCUUUUACCUGAGAGUAUUUAAAGUUAGUUUCAGUGGUUUUCUGUAACUUUGAUCCUCACGGAGCUUCAUUUGUUUAGAUUUUGUA